AUGCAGCUCCACGUUUUGAGCCCCUUGGUGCCGUUGUGCCUGGCUCAGGAGCUGCUCUGCUGUGGGAACGAGCGGGUCCUUCUGUUUGCCCCGCUGCAGGGUGAAGACAGCUUCCGCAUCCUGGUGGGGACCGAAGGAGACAGCAUCCCGCUGAUGGAGGUCAGCGCUUCUGAGACCGAGGCCCCUGAGCCGUGGGACUACGUCCUUGUGGCCGACCGCCGCACCCAGAGGAGCCCCAGGUGUGUCCGCCAGCAGCAGAGCUUCCUGGAAGACCUCAGGAGGAAGGGCUUCCGUUACAAGGUUAAGGAAGACAAGGAGAAGGUGUUCUUUGGGGUCCAAGCUGACAGCAGGAUCUUCGACCUGUACCGCAUGCUCCUCAUGGAGCCCGAGGGUCCAGCCCCCCGAGUGGAGUCGGCCGGGACCACCCUCAUCCCAACCACCACCAGCCAACUCUUGUGUUCUAGAAUCCGAAUCAUCAACUUUGUCCUGAACAGCAAGACGGCAGAUGGCGACACAUUCCAUGAUUUGGUGAAGGAAAAGGUCUUUGAGACCAAGUUCCCCCUGCACAAGGGCGAGGAAGGCCUGAAGAAGAAAUGGGCCCGGUGGAGGAACAUGGUCCGCGAGCAGCCGAUCGAUGAUAUCAGGAACUACUUCGGUGAGAAGGUGGCCCUGUACUUCGCCUGGCUUGGCUGGUACACCUACAUGCUGGUGCCCGCCGCGGUGGCCGGCCUCAUCAUCUUCCUGAGCGGCUUCUCCCUGUUCCAUGCCAGCCAGAUCAGCAAGGAGAUCUGCGAGGCCCACGACAUCCUCAUGUGUCCUCGCGGUGACCACAGGCGCAGGUACCAGCGCCUCUCGGACACCUGCACCUUUGCUAAGCUCACCCACCUCUUCGACAACGAGGGCACCGUGCUGUUUGCCAUCUUCAUGGCUCUGUGGGCCACUGUGUUCCUGGAGAUCUGGAAGAGGCAGCGAGCCCGUGUGGUCCUGCAUUGGGACCUGUAUGGGUGGGAUGAGGACCAGGAAGAAGUGGCACUCGAGCUCAUUAACUGCCCUGACUACAAGCUCCAGCCACACCAGCACUCCUACCUGAGAAGCACCAUCAUCCUCAUCCUGUCUCUGUUCAUGAUCUGCCUCAUGAUUGGCAUGGCCCACGUCCUGGUCGUCUACCGUGUCCUGGCCGCCGCCGUCCUCAGCAACUUGGCCUUGCCCUUCCUGGAGGAGCAGGUGACCACGGCCGUGGUGGUGACGGGGGCCCUGGUGCAUUAUGUGACCAUCCUCUUCAUGACCAAGAUCAACAAGAUCGUGGCCCUGAAGCUUUGUGACUUCGAGAAACCCAGGACCUUCUCGGAGCGAGAGAGCAAGUUCACCGUCAAGUUCUUCACGCUGCAGUUCUUCACCCACUUCUCCUCCCUCGUCUACGUCGCCUUCAUCCUGGGCAGGAUCAACGGCCACCCUGGGAAGUCCGUGCGCCUGGCGGGCCUGUGGAAGCUGGAGGAGUGCCAUCUCAGUGGCUGCAUGAUGGACCUGUUCGUGCAGAUGGCCAUCAUCAUGGGCCUGAAGCAAACGCUCAGCAACUGCAUGGAGUACCUGCGCCCGUGGCUGGCCCUCAAGUAUCGCUCAAUGCGGGGCCACGAGUCCCGGGACCCCGAGCUGAGAGACUGGCAGCGCAACUACCGCCUGAACCCCGUCAACACCUUCAGCCUGUUUGACGAGUUCAUGGAGAUGAUGAUCCAGUACGGCUUCACUACCAUCUUCGUGGCCGCCUUCCCGCUCGCCCCGCUGCUCGCGCUCUUCAGCAACCUCGUGGAGAUCCGCCUGGACGCCAUCAAGAUGGUUAGGCUGCAGCGGCGGCUGGUGCCACGCAAGGCCAAGGACAUCGGGACCUGGCUGCAGGUGCUGGAGACUAUCGGCGUGCUGGCGGUCAUUGCCAACGGGAUGGUCAUCGCCUUCACAUCUGAGUUCAUCCCCCGAGUGGUGUACAAGUACCGCUACGGCCCAUGCCGAGAUGGGGCGCGCCCCGCAGUCGACUGCCUCACGGGCUACAUCAACCACAGCCUGUCCGUGUUCCACACCAAGGACUUCCAGGACCCCGUCAGUACAGAGGACUCGGAGCACGUCACUGAGUGCAGGUACCGGGACUAUCGCAACGCGCUGGACUACAACUUCUCCGAGCAGUUCUGGAUCCUCCUGGCCAUCCGCCUGGCCUUCCUCAUUCUCUUUGAGCACGUGGCCUUGUGCAUCAAGCUCGUGGCUGCCUGGUUCGUGCCUGACGUCCCUCAGUCGGUGAAGAACAGGGUUCUGGAGGAGAAGUACCGCAGCCUCCGGGAGAAACUGGGGUAUGGCUCCAGCCCCAAGAGCACAGACGUGUAG
Molecule: messenger RNA, 2370 nt
Organism: Pteropus alecto (black flying fox)
Lineage: Eukaryota; Metazoa; Chordata; Mammalia; Chiroptera; Pteropodidae
Gene: ANO9
Product: anoctamin 9
Exons: 24
Coding region: 1-2370 (789 amino acids)
Biological process (GO): chloride transmembrane transport
Cellular component (GO): plasma membrane
Molecular function (GO): chloride channel activity
Source: RefSeq, a predicted model, not a curated record